AUGUCAAGCAGUCAGAUAUUUACGCCGCCUGACUGCUUGGACCCAGAGGCAAAGUCUCUGUCCUUCUAUUUGCUCUCUCUCUCUCUCUCUCUCUCUCUCUCUCUCUCUCUCUCACAGGGCAGACAGAUACACAAGCACACACAGCUCUUUAUAGCCCCAUCUCUCACGUGUGAUGUCCUGAGGUUUUGUCUUCUUUUCCUUCGCUCUGAAGAGGAGACUGGAAUGUACGACACUCACACCAAGGAUACAAACAACAACUGCAACAAGUCCCUUCUCAAUGACCAAAAGGAGAGACUGAUUCAGGCCAUUAGGAGGAUUAAACAUGAGAUCGACGAAUGCAAGGAAGCCGCGCGGGACUCCUACGCGGAGGCCGUGGACGUGGAGGGCCAGUUUGACGAGAUGGAGCGGGAGAUCCGAGCAGAAUUCCAGAACCUCCACCGAUUCCUGGAGGAGGAGGAGGAGAGGGACGUGGAGCGGCUGAUGAAGGAGAAGAACAGACGCGUGAAGCUGCUGCAGGACAGGGAGGCGAAGAUCUCCACGCAGGCUCGAGACUUGGAGAGGGCCAUCGAGACACUCAACUCCAAGCUGAAGGAAGAAGACAGCCCCAAACUGCUAAAGGAAAUCAAAGAUCUGCUGAAAAGAUGCGAGGUGAACUUCUUUCGUCCGGCUCCGGUAGACAGUGAGUUUUGCUCAGGCCAGUUUGUGGGGCCGAUCCAGUACAGGAUCUGGAAGCACAUGAGGACAUCGCUCUACCCAGACAUAUCCAUGGUGACCUUCGACCCCGAGACAGCUCACCCUCUGCUCCGCCUGUCGGCCGGCAACACGGCGGUCCGCUUCGAGGAAGAGACGCCGUUGGACGGGACGUCGAGCAGCCCGAAGCGCUUCCACUACUACUACACCGUGCUGGGCCGGCAGGCCUUCACACACGGCCGCCACUACUGGGAGGUGGACGUGCAGAGCAAGACGGCGUGGCGGGUGGGCGUGGCGCGGGACGAUAUACCCCGCGGCGCCAUGGACACGUCCACGGAGGUGGACGGGCUGUGGACACUGACGCUGCGGGACGGGCGCGUGCGGGCGUGCACGUACCCGGAGGCCACCGCGGUGCGCUGCGCCGCCCCACCCACCCGCUUGGGCGUCUUCCUGGACUGUGACAGAGAGGAGGUGUGCUUCUACGACGCCUCCACCAUGGCACCGCUCUUCUGCUACGCCAUGGGCACUGUGCCCGUGCCCGUCUGCCCGUUCUUCAACCCGUGCGACGCGGAUGGUGGCAGGAACCGCGCCCCGCUCUCCAUCUUCCGGCCGGCGCUCUGAGGACUCCGCCGGGCAUGCCAGAUACGCACGCCAACUGGGAAUUCAGACCCAGGUGCCUGGAUUUGGCGGUCAAACUUGGAGUGUAAGAGUGAAACCUGGAGCGAAGAGUGAAGCUGUGCUGACAAAUGCUUAAUUUCCAUUCAACUAAUGUGUAUAUAACAGUGAAAUUUUGUUGUUGCUGUUGACUUUCAAAUACUUGUAUCAGAUUCUUUGUGAAUAUAAAUGGCUUUCUAAGUAUUCACUCUCAGAGUGCCUGGUUGGCUAGACAGAGAAACACAGUGGGGAGAGGAAAGGUAGAGAGGUAUAGAGAGAGAGAGAAAGUGUGUGAAGAAAUAAAUGAUAGAUGGAUGGUGGAUGGGUGUUAUACUGUUUCACUUUAGCCUGUCUAUAAAUACUACAGUCACACCUGCUGAAA
Messenger RNA from Electrophorus electricus (electric eel), 1726 nucleotides. Its product is annotated as zinc-binding protein A33. Lineage: Eukaryota; Metazoa; Chordata; Actinopteri; Gymnotiformes; Gymnotidae. Gene Ontology annotation, molecular function: protein binding. The record is from RefSeq and is a predicted model, not a curated record.